AUGGUUUCCGUCUGGAGCAGCGUGCAGCACUGCAGCCGGGUGCCCGCUGAAGGGAAGGCAGUGCUGAUAACAGGCUGUGACAAAGGUUUUGGACAUGCCUUGGCGAAACAGCUUCACACAAAGGGAUUCACUGUUUUUGCUGGAUGUUUGCUGGCGGAUGAGAACGGAGAUGGAGCCAGGGAGCUGAGGAACAUGAAGUCAGAUCGCAUGCACGUGCUACAGAUGGACGUGUGCAGUGAUCAGGAGGUGUCUCAGGCUGUGGAUUUUGUGAAGAGGACCCUGAAGGAGCCAGGGAAGGGUCUGUGGGGCCUGGUGAACAAUGCUGGCGUCUCGACCUUCGGAGAGGUGGAAUUUGCAAGUUUAGACAACUACAAGAAGGUGGCCGAGAUCAACCUGUGGGGCACCGUGAGGGUGACAAAGGCAUUCCUGCCCCUCAUUCAAAACAUGCUGGACAGCCGUGUGGUGAAUAUCACAAGCAUGUUGGGACGCAUGGCGAGUCCAUCUCGCUCCUGCUAUUGCAUUUCCAAGUUUGGGGUGGCAGCCUUCUCUGACUGCCUCCGGCAGGAGAUGUACCGAUGGGGCGUCCGCAUCAUCCUUGUUGAGCCCAGUAACUUCGUGGCAGCGACGGGCAUCCUGACGGCAGACGGUAUUGACAAACAGGCCGAGGCGCUGUGGGGCGGAGCCAGCGACACCGUGCGGGAGGACUACGGGAGGGAGUACUUCACUCGCCACGUGGCCUUGAUGAAGUCCUUCGUCAACAGUGGCCUGAAGGACAUGUCUCUGGUCUUGAAUGACAUCACUGAUGCCCUCACUUCCACGUGCCCGAACAACCGUUACAGUCCCAUGGAGACCUACUGGUGGGUGAGGCUGCAAGUCAUGACUCACCUGCCCACGGCCGUUGCCGACUGGCUGUACAUCCCCGGAGCCACCGUGUAG
Molecule: messenger RNA, 936 nt
Organism: Eurypyga helias (sunbittern)
Lineage: Eukaryota; Metazoa; Chordata; Aves; Eurypygiformes; Eurypygidae
Product: D-beta-hydroxybutyrate dehydrogenase, mitochondrial-like
Exons: 5
Coding region: 1-936 (311 amino acids)
Molecular function (GO): oxidoreductase activity
Source: RefSeq, a predicted model, not a curated record